This is a messenger RNA of Exophiala oligosperma, 8395 nucleotides long. RefSeq lists its product as uncharacterized. Bases 412 to 8100 code for a protein of 2562 amino acids. The record is from RefSeq and is a predicted model, not a curated record. Gene Ontology annotation, molecular function: protein binding. NCBI's taxonomy places the organism in Eukaryota, Fungi, Ascomycota, Eurotiomycetes, Chaetothyriales, Herpotrichiellaceae. The transcript has 2 exons.
CUGUGGGACAUGCACUCAAUAAAGUACGAGUACUACACACCUAGUAUUAGACCUCACUUGAGAUAUAGCAUAUCGGCAUUGUGUUCAUUUUCCAAGUGUAUAAUUUAUCAAGAUUCAAAAGCCAGAGACUGUCCUCUUCUCCACCUCAUUCUUUGCCCUGCAAGUGUCUUCGGUUUGCUACUGACAGGCAGGCAAUAACCACUGCAACGAGAAUUCCUCCGCCCUUACCGACCACAGUGAUAGACAUAUCUUCACCAACACGAAUCAGCCUGCUUACGGGUGCUACCGGCCAACAAUGCUGCGAUACCCCUGACCCUCCCUCACAGAACGAUUCCUCGCGUGCAAUCCACAUGCGGUCGAGUCCAAUGCAAGCUGCGGUGUCAAGACCAGAUAAGAGGGGGUUAAAACAAUAUGGGUCUUACCGUGCCAAUACCUGGACGAAGUCGGGCUGUCUCAAUCGCUGAUAUCCUUCGUCCGCAGGAUAAAGACAUAGCUGCCCUGGUGAAGAGUUUGGAUGCACUGGACCGCUCCUCCUUUGGAAACCUGCAAGAUAGUCUAGACCAGUCAGCCGCGUUACAACAACUGCGGCACUUUCUCAAGGAUGAUGCUGAACUUCACGGAGCCAAGAGUGGCUUUAGACGUGCUGGUGGUUUACAGGCACUGCUCCGUCUGCUUCGGUCGUUGACCGAUACCUAUGGAGCGCAAGAAAAUCCUUCGUCCAACAUCAAAGUCUUUCUGCAGACACUGUCACAGUGGUUCGCUGUGCUGGGAGCUGCACUAGAAGGACAUGAAGGCAGCCAAAGGUAUUUUAGAACAAAGGUGGAAUCCAACGGAUGGGAGUCUUUACAGUGUACUCUGCAGCAAUGUCUGGCUCUUGUAUCGUGCCAAAGCAGUGAUGAGUUGUACCUUGAGCAGUUCUUUGGCCUUCUCUUCGCGACAGCGGCUGGAGUGGAAGUAGUCGAUGAUAUCUACACGGCUGCCGAGCGAGUUGUCAACAAACAAGACGUGAAACCUGUUUCUGAGGAUGCUGUCAGCGUUGUACAGACUGCGGUGUCCAAGUCGAUGUCGAAUGUGGAUGAACUCGCUUUGCCCGAGUUGCUAACCACAAUACUUAUUCUAUGGAAUAUCGGCAUAAAGGGAGGCAAUAUACCACUGCGAUCUAUACGAUUGGCUCUACCAAUGGGCCUGAGAGAUGUCCUUUCGAUAUCAAGACAUAACCUCGUUUCCGCUCAUACUGCCGGAACCUUCACUGCGAUGCUACAGCUUGUGUUUGAAGAACAGUUAUCACAUGUGGAAAGGGCGCAGUUCAAAGAAGCCGCCCUUGUCCUCUGUCAAGAAGGGGUCUCGAGUCUGGUUGACGCCCAUUACCUGUUCAACCAGGCGGCAGCAUCUUCUGAGGGAGGGGCUUUUCUGCUUGAUGCGGUGAAAGCAUCGAGACAGCCCCCUAGUGUUCAGUUUGACCUAUCUCAACAGGGUUAUGCUUCCACAGAACUAGCCAAUCUGGGUAGGCCGUUUCCUCCCGUCGAGACAUCCGGCUAUACCUUGAGUCUUUGGGCUCGCUUCGACCUCUUCGAUACCCAAGCACAUACCACCCUCUUCGGUGCCUUUGAUAAGAGUCAGACUUGCUUCAUCCUAGCGUAUUUGGAGAAAGACACACAUCAUCUCAUUCUCCAGACCGCAAUCCAAGGAAACAGACCGAGCGUUAGAUUCAAGUCGGUAGCCUUUCAGCCAGAUACGUGGUACCAUAUCUGCAUAGUCCAUAAAAGACCGCGGACUACAUCGUCAUCCCGAGCCUUCCUCUUUGUCGAUGGAGAGUUCGUGGAACAGCAAAAGGCCAACUAUCCGGGCGUUCCUCCUAGCGAGCGUGGACAACCCAAUCCAAAGGUUCAGGCAUUCUUCGGUACGCCUCAGGACCUUUCUCCUCGUGCCGCGGGUACAGCUUGCGUCUCGAAAUGGUCGUUGGGCUCUGCCAUCUUAUUCUCAGACGCAAUAAGUGAUGAUCUAAUCGCUGUUUUCUAUCAUCUGGGGCCGAAAUAUCAUGGCAAUUUUCAAGACUGCCUCGGGUCAUUUCAGACUUACCAGGCUUCCGCCGCCUUGAAUCUAAGAAACGAGAUGCUGCACCCUGGGAAAGAAGACCAGUCUGAGCUUAUCUUAGCAAUCAGGCAAAAGGCCAGCCAUCUUAUCCGCGAAGACAAGAUCCUAAUCAACAUAUCUCCCGCCACCAUUUUGGACGACGAUGAUCGAAACAAUAUUGACGAGACUCAACUCGUAAAGUCUCUGUCAAAAUUGGCUGCCAAAAACCUGGUCGCCUAUACACGCUCCGGCACCAAUGCUGUUGCCAUUAACGGCGCGGUACCUGCCAUCAAUGAUGCUCUAACUCAAGCUCGUGGCGUAUUCCUGCUGAUGGGAAACCCUACUGUGACUGUGCCACAUUCCCUUGAUGAUGCUAGCUGGCGUUUAGGUGGCUGUGGUGCUGUUAGCCUUUGUCUUUUGCAACGUGCUCGAACGACUGAGGACGUUGCCCUUGCUGUCGAUAUCCUACUGGAGACAGUGCGCCACAGCUGGAGAAAUAGUGAGGUAAUGGAACGUGAUGGAGGUUAUGCUAUUCUGGCAAUGAUUCUGAAGGAGAAACUGAUGCUUCCUUCACAAAACAACAGUGAACCGGCAAAGACGACUAUUGCCAUCCCUACUCCUCGGCUCGAUAGAAAUGCGCUGAGUCUCCAGGUUUUGAAAUCCAUACUCUCGUUCACUGGGUAUGACCACGAAAAUUUGUCGAAAUCGGUCAUCAAUAACCCUUUGGCGUACAAAGUUCUGGUAGCAGACAGCAGCAUCUGGCGAUGCAGCCCUCUCCCGGUACAGCAACUGUACUUCGGGCAAUUCCUCGUUUUUGCUGAGCAGAGUGAGUUCAAACGCUUCAACCUAAAGAGGCUUUCAAGAAUGCGAGUUCUGAAGCGACUUAUGGAAGCUUUGAAGUCAGAGCCUGUGUCCAGGGCCAUCAUACCAAUGUAUAUGGCUGCUUUCAAGGUGCUUCUGCCUCAGUCUAUGUCCGCAGAAACGUUGCGAUCGCUUGCACUCUUUGUUACGUUCUCCGUUAACAAACGUAACACUGGUCUGCAAUUUCGCAAGCCAACACGUCGAGAAGCUCGACAACGAAGCUCCUCUGCAGGGUCAUCGAAGAGUGGACAAGAUGAAGCCACCUCCAACCUAACACAUUUCGAGAUAGGCGUUGAGGUUCUCCGUUUGUACUCGGAUAUGUUAUGCCGUAAGGACGACGACACUAUGAUCAAGAAGUUUGCGAAGACUGUGACGAACAAGUGGCUCCUCUACCUGCUCUCUGAGACCUCCCCUGAAGUAGUCGUGCUUUCAGUGAGGAUACUGGCACGAUUGCUAGUUGUGCAUGGGGAUAGCUACGUCAAGAAAUUCAAGGAUACUUCCAAAACAUCUGGCUUCACAGUUAUGGCAUAUCGACUCAAGAGGUGGUGGCAUCUUCCAGCAUUGUGGCCUGCAUGUUUUGCAAUCUUGUUCAACCUCGACGUCUGCAAUCUUGACCUAGACAGAAGUUUCGACCUAUUCGGCUUCAUCGAUUUAUUCGCCGGCAAGAAGGAAUUUUCAGUUGCGUACCCGGAAAUCCUCGAAGUCAUCAUGGCUAUGCUCCAGAGUGGCCUUAAAACAAUAGUAGCGUCCAAACGUCAUCAAGCUGCUGUUACUCUGGCGCCUCCUCUAGAAGAUUUGGAACAACCGCCUCAGAGGCUGUCGAUGUCAACAAUGGCGCCACCAAACCCAUUCCUUACUAUUGUGACUAGCCAACAUGUCGAGACAUUCGACACUGUAGUUCGAUUCCUCGCAGACCUCCACACGAGGUCACGAAAAUUCCGAGAUUUUACAGCUACUAGUAGCUCGUCCUACGUCCAGCAACUCCUCACUGUUCUUUUCCCGGUAGUGGUUGGUUCCGAUAUUGUCGAAGCACGGACUGAACUGGAUGCUCGAGAUUCCACGUUGACAUUUGAUGGUGCCGAUGUUGUUGUCCAUCCCUUAUCCACCGCAUCGCCCAUAAUACGCACGUCUGAGGUCGAGCCAUCUCCCGUAGGAUCCCGAGGCACAACACUCCGGCGAGGUUCUUCCUUUGUUCUUGUGACACGAGAGCAGGCUCAUCAAAAUGGAAAUGGAACUAGAGCUGGCCAUGCUGACGGCUCUGACUCCGCCACUCGAAAAAUGCCAGAGCUCAACGAGGGCCACUCGAUCGUCCAAAGUUUACUGGAAAUAGUCGUAGCUAUUUUCCUGGACCAGAUUCUCACGAGAAAGGACUUUCCUGGGCUGGGACUCUUCCUCAAAACACCACCUGGCUUUGUCGAGCACCAAACUUACUUUGAAACGUGGAUUCUUAGAAAUACAGUCUCACAGCUUUCGACCCAGAUUGCGUUGGACCAGAAGGUUCUGACCGAACCAAGAGUUUUGAUCAACCUUGCACGACUAUUCAGUCACCUCGAAGAAGCCCUUUUUGAAGGCUGGUUCAUUGGUGGAGCUGAUCCUGUCCUUGAUCUUGCCGGUUCCAUUCUUGAGUACCUUCAACGUCCUGACAUAGCCAAGAUGAAGAGUGUCCGGCUGUGCGCGCAAACAAUUGCGAUUAUUCGUGCUGUUGUCUUUCGAACUGUCCUGCUCAGCUUGUCUUCAAUCCAGGACAAUGAAUCGUUGCCUUUUCUGGAAAAGCUGACUUAUUGGCAAACAGUUUUACUCUCUGCCGAAGAAACACAAUCGAGUAAUUUGCAACUCGUUUGCUAUUUGCUUUACGCAAAUCUAGUCUCCUCCACGGAUGCUGUUCGGCAAACAGCGGCUAAUCUUUGGAGAAUCAUACUCGUUCAAAAGCCCGAUGAAGCUUCGGCCAUAUUCGGUCAGACUGAUACAAAUGAGCAAAUGGGCCUGACAUCUGGUUUUGCAAAGGUUGUGGAGCUCGACAACGAGGCUUUCCUGCAUUGGGUUGAUGAGCACAGAGAUGAGCUAGACACGUUGUUCUUCGAUACACUGUCCAAACAGUGGACUAGCUUCGUGGCCAACGAGAAUAAGCGUACUGAAGAGAACGGACGCUUGAGGAUUUCCCGCAGACGCGAGAAGGUGAGGCAGUGGUCACAAGAAGAAGCUGAUCGGGAAGAUCUGAUCCGCCGGCAUGAACUAGCAUUUGAGAACUGGACAGCCAAUAUAUAUUCGUCAGAAUACCUCAAACAUCAGCGGCUAUUGCAGGACCAACAAGACGACCUUCUUUAUACUGAGACCAGUUUCAAUCGAAUGCAAAGGGACACCAGCAGACCUGGAGGGUUGUUCUAUGCCAAAAAGGACCAAAAAUGGCGGCUUGACCAGACGGAAGGCCGGAAUAGAAUGCGCAUGCGACUUCACGAGGACUUCAGCAAAGCAGAAAAUGACCAACCGAAGCGAAAAGGAUCAGAGUUGCCGCCAUUGAGGCUCGACACUCGUAAUACGAAAAUAUCUAACCUUGAGGCCAUCGGCGCAACUCCCGGUGGAGCGACUCCUAUGGUUGCAACACCAAAACACAUCAACACCGGUACUGAACCUUUCCCUCAAAUCGAGGAGGAAUCCUAUGGUCAACAGCAGCCAGAUGACUCGGUCAAUAAUCACGAGAACGAGCAACAGAGCGAAGUGGUAGAAGGCGAUGAUAGUUUCGAGAUGGUUGAAGACCCUAAUGUCGAGCUAGACGAUUUCGAGGACAAGAAUCGCAAAGUUAUGCGGAGUCUUCACCGAGGCGAUCAGGUCAAGCAUGUCGCCAAUAUUUCCCGGAUUCUUGGACUUGAAGCUGUCGAAGGUCUACUCAUCCUUGGCAAAGACUACAUUUAUCUCCUCGACAAUUUCUUCCAGCGAGCAGAUGGAGAGAUUGUGAAUGUCUGGCAAGCGCCCGAGGAGGAGCGUGACCCCUACGUCAGGAUGAUAUCUGGGCGAGACGUUGCAGACAAGAAGAAUGUCUCCAGGAACGAAGAGCAUGGCACUCGCAGUUGGAAAUGGUCGGAGAUCAUCAGUGUGUCAAAGCGACGUUUUUUGUUUCGAGAUGUGGCGAUCGAGAUCUUCUUCAGUGAUGGCAGAAGCUAUCUGCUGACCGUCAUCUCUCCCCCUAUUCGGAAUGAGUUGCAUAGCCUCGUCAGCGCCAAAUCGCCAUCUCACAGCGCGCUGAGUGCUGCACAUCCCGAGACAGCUUGGCGGUACGAAACGUUGAGGAGUGUCGACGACGAGCCACAAACUCUUGGUUCAAAGUUCGCCAAUGUGUUUGGCCAACAAUCGAACUACCUUGCUGCGACUCGAAAGUGGCAGAAAGGAGAAAUGUCAAACUUCCACUAUCUCAUGCUCGUCAACACAAUGGCGGGGAGAACGUACAAUGAUCUGACGCAAUAUCCUGUGUUUCCCUGGGUCAUCGCAGACUAUACAAGCGACGAAUUAGAUCUGUCCGACCCUCGAAGUUUUCGCGAUCUUUCCAAACCCAUGGGGUGCCAGAUGGCGGAACGAGAAAGACAAUUCCGUGAACGUUAUGAGGCCCUGGCGGAGAUGGGAGAUGCCAGUACUCCGGCUUUCCACUAUGGGACACAUUACUCGUCCGCCAUGAUUGUAACUUCAUACUUGAUCCGGUUGCAACCUUUCGUCAAAUCCUAUCUACUCUUACAAGGUGGAACGUUCGACCAUCCUGAUCGCAUGUUCUUCUCUAUCGAAGGAGCCUGGAAGUCCGCGUCGCGCUUGAUCCCUACAGACGUGCGUGAACUGACGCCCGAGUUCUACUACUUGCCUGAGUUCUUGGUGAACGUCAACAACUUUGAUUUCGGGACGAGGCAAAACUCGAGCGAAUCGAUUGGCAACGUCGAGCUACCGCCAUGGGCAAAAGGUGAUGCCAGAAUAUUUAUAGCCAAGCAACGAGAGGCUCUCGAAAGUCCGUUUGUCAGCAAGAAUCUGCACAAGUGGAUUGACCUCGUCUUCGGCUGCAAGCAGAAAGGGGAAGCUGCGGUUGAAGCCGUCAAUGUCUUCCACUACCUGUCGUACCAGGGUGCUCGCGACCUUGAUUCCAUCACUGACCCCCGAGAUCGGUUGGCGACGAUAGGAGUCAUUCACAACUUCGGCCAGACCCCGUAUCAGAUUUUCACGAAACCCCACCCAGCAAGAGAACAGACACGCCACCGAUACAAACGUUUAGAUACGGCUGCAGAGUCUUUGACUCGGGUUCCCUCGACCCUUUUGGAAACGGAAGAAAGGAUUGCAUCUCUGAGCUGGUCAUGGAAAUCUGAGCGAUUGUUGUGCUCAGGUGCAUUCCGGCUUAACAUACCUCCAGACUACGAGAUGUAUAUGGAAUGGGGGUUCUCCGACAACAGCGUCCGUUUCUAUUCGACGGAGAGUCGCAAGCAGAUUGGCCUUUUCGAGCAUCUACACAUUGGGCAAUUGUCGUGUGCUCUGUUUACCGAUUCAAGAACGUUGGUCACAGCAGGCGCUGAUUGUACGGUUGCGGUCUGGACAGUGAUUGACACAGGCAAGUCGGUUGAAUUGCACCCGCGAGCAACACUAUUUGGACACCGAAAAGCUGUGACGGUGCUAGCGGUUUCGAGAGCCUUCAACGCACUGUUGUCUGCAUCAUCAGAUGGGCAGGUCAUGUUGUGGGACCUCAACCGAUGUGAAUUCAACCGCAUGCUUGAUGACCGGCUUCCAGUAACAUGUGCAGCGAUCAACGACGUUACCGGGAAUAUCGUGCUAUGUCAUGACCAUGAGAUCAGCAUGUACACGCUCAACGGUGACCGAAUACUACGGCAGGAUUCCGGAGAUCGGUUACAAGAAAGCAUUGUUUCGUGCGCAUGCUACGAAGGAGCUGGCAAUGAGUGGCUUGAACGAGACCUUGUCUUCACGGGCCAUAAGAGGGGCCAAGUCCGGAUCUGGAGCAAAGUCGCGCGUGGAGGACGAUUCGAGUUGGAACUCAUUCGUCAAUUGAAUCAUGCAGAUAACAACAGGGAUGAUGGAGCCAACGUCAAUGCUGGCAUUAGUUGUAUCCUUCCCAUGGCACAACUGGUGUACACUGGGGAUGAAGACGGCCGAGUGUAUGAGUGGAACUGUGUCCAAAGACAUUGAAGGGCAGCGACUGGAUUGUGUCAGCUGCAUGAGGCAUGAUUACUUGAUUGAAUUCACAAGCAUAGCGAGGCGUACUGCACCACUGACACUCGAUAGGUGGGAUUGGAAUAUGAAAUGAGUGGUUGGCUGUCUUCCCUGGGUUGGUAUUGGAAGGUAUUGGAUUGUUUUGGGGGGAGAAAAAAAAACAAUAAAUCCUGCGAUAGAAGCGAUGAAUUAAAAAAGUCAUUCUCCAUAUGGAGUACAGGUGGUGAAAAUGGAAUAGAGAUAUACAAUGAUGAAUCAAUUACUCCGGACA